Suillus bovinus is the source of this 1110-nucleotide messenger RNA. Its product is annotated as ribosomal protein L25/Gln-tRNA synthetase. Gene Ontology annotation, cellular component: cytosol; cytoplasm. The record is from RefSeq and is a predicted model, not a curated record. NCBI's taxonomy places the organism in Eukaryota, Fungi, Basidiomycota, Agaricomycetes, Boletales, Suillaceae. The coding region runs from base 1 to 1041 and encodes 346 amino acids. Gene Ontology annotation, molecular function: glutamine-tRNA ligase activity; ATP binding. Gene Ontology annotation, biological process: translation; glutaminyl-tRNA aminoacylation. The transcript has 4 exons.
AUGGAUUUCAGUCAUUCCCUCUGUACCACAGAAUUCAUUGCUUUUACGCCAUCUUCAAGGGAUGAUCAAUUCGAAAGAAAGAUUCUCCAGCUGGUAGAUGAAGGCUAUGUGAGCGGAUGGGACGAUCCUCGUCUCUACACUCUCAUUGCCCUCAGGAGCACAUUGGGUGUCUCAAUGGCUGCUUCAAACUUACAAAUUGCACGCUUUGAACAGACCGUGAGGCAAUACCUGGAAGGAAGUGCACCGCAUCUCUUCAUGGUCAUGCAUCCUCUCAAAGUCAUAAUCAAGAAUGUGCCCAACGACUACCUCGUAAUGGUGGACAAAUUAUUCCAUCCCAAGAAUCCCCAGCUCGGAUCUUCACAAAUCCCAUUCACCUGCAUGAUUUACAUCAAUGCAGGCAACUUCAGGCUCGAAGACUCAAAAUAUUACUUCUGCCUUGCUCCUGGAAAGAGUGUCAGUCUAUUCCAAGCACCUUACCCAAUUACAUGCACAUCAUAUAAGACUGAUUCGGCCUCUGGUGAGGUGACAGAGGUAUUCUGUCAUCUCGAAGAUUCUGGUACCCCUCCAAAAACCAAGGUGUAUAUCCAGUGGGUCGCAGAACAUGCAUCUUCUGGAAGCCCUGUUUGCAUCGACAAGACAAGGAUAUUUCACCCUUUAUUCAAGAGUAAUAACCCCCUAGCAGCUACCCCUGACUUCAAGGCUGAUAUCAACCCUAAUAGCAUGGAAGUCAUCGAGGGUGCCAUGGUGGAACGGUGUGUCGCAGAUGCCCUCGAGGAGGCUUGGGUGAGAUCAGCUAAAAUCAAAGCAAUCCCAGGUGCGGGCUCCCAUGACGCACACACUCCGGAAAUCACACCAGGGCAGCUUGUCGGAAAGGAGUGUGUACAAUUCAAGGUCUGCAUGUUGUACCUCGCAGUAGAUUCAGACUCUCGCUUGGGUGCUCUACAUGAACCCUCAGAUGUUACUCCUGGGAUUAGGCAAGGCAAUUAUUUGGUACUCAACCGCAUUGCAAGUUUGAAAGAAGAUGCUGGGAAGGGAAUAUGAACAGUCUUUAUAUAUGACUAGGUACAAUACGACAAGGCCAACUUCAUCAUUAGAGCUACAUAGCAGUUG